AUGCAAAGACGGAGAAAUAAAGUUAAAGAUAAGCCGCCCCCGGAGCCGCACCGAGAGUACUUGGACGCCGAGUCCAGCGAUGAAGCGGAAAGGCACGAGGAAUACGAAGAGUAUGAAGACGAUGAGCUGAGGCCGAUUUACAGCACAGAGGAGCUUAAUGAAUUGAUUCAGUGCGUUAAGGACAUGACGACGCUGAGCGGUCUGACGGACAGCGAUUGGACGAGGAGGUGUGACAUAUUUAUCAGCGAGUUUUUCCACGACCCGAGCAUUCCGGUGCUCAGCAUCUAUCGCGUGAACGGCAGCCUGACCAUAGAAUUUUCAUUUCCGACCGUGCCCGUGCACGAGCUAACCUACUUCGUAAGACAACCCAACGAGAUUCUCUACCCGGAGGACUUUCGUGAGCGCAUUCUCUUUGGGUCGAUGAACGACAAGGUGGAGAGUCACAUACUGGGCGUCAUGCAGAACGUGCUCGCGCCGAUCUUCUUCACCAUCGAGACCUGGCCCGACAGUAUCCUUCGUCUCUCCGUCUCUCUUCCCGUUUAUCAUCGAGCAUUGUAUCUGUUUCGAUUCAAUCCUUCUAAUGAUCACGUUGUGGCAACGGUUGAGAUGAUCAUCUUUCGAUUAGUCAAUGCGCAUCUUGUGAACAGUCCGCCUGUAACCCGAAGGGUGCCGAUCGCGUUAGCUACCACCAAGCUAAUAAUCGUGCAUCGACGAGCGCACGUAGCUGCAAUCGACAGUAGCAGUGAUAAAGCGGACUUCUGCACCCAACUGGACACCUUCCUGUGCAAUUUAACGGACCUCACGUACAAAAUGCUGGGCUUAACCGUGAUAUAUGUACCGUUGGAGACUAGGGAGUUCACCACGGAGGAGGGUAGCGCCGAUAAGGAGUUGGUGAAGAGGCUCGAGGGUGUGGUGGCCCGUUGGAACACCCAAAUCAAACUGGCCCUCGCCGACCAGGAACAGGCGACUCCGCGCGAGUUACUGUGCCUCGACGACGAAUAUGACUUCUGGAUUUACCGAUGUAAGUGCUUACACCCCGAAAGAAGGAGGGACGGGCUGCGCGCGGGUAGAAUCGUUUCCCGAUCCAAUUGUUACUUUGGCUUUCCGACAUGCGAUACCUCUUUGUUAGAUGACAACCUGUGCAGUUUGAGUUACCAGCUGCACAAGAACACGGUCGCGCUCAUUAUCGAUGUACUGCUGGCCGCGCAGUUCACUUACGUGCGUCAGUUUCUGGUGUUGCGGGAAGAGAUCGAGCAUGGCACAGUGGAGGCAAAGUCGAACAUCGAGUUCCUGGGCAUCCUGAAGGACACUUGCAACGAGCUGAAGGCCUGCACCGACCCCGCGAGCAUCGGUCGAUGUCUGCCAAAAAUGAUUCAUCUCUUCAGGACGAUUUGGCUCAACUCGCCCUACUAUAAUACACGCGAGCGGAUAAGCAAUCUUUUCAGUGCUCUCAGCAACCAGGUCGUCGUCAUGUGCAAAGACUUUAUCGAUCUCGAGGAUGUAUUCGCGGGCAAGACCAGGAAGAGCAUGAAGAUGUUUGACGAGUGUAUCAAACUGUGCGAGGAUUAUAAGACCGUGUACCAUGAGGAAAUAUUAUAUAUAUUUUUUAUUUUAUCUUUUUUUUAUAAUUUCCAGAUCGCGAACGCGCACAUCAAUCUCACGUACCACCUUUGGGACUUAGAUGCGGGAAGCAUAUUUCGUUACGUCGACGUUUUCAUCGGCAGGUGUCAGGAUAUGAUCGAGAUUUGUCAAGCAAUGAUUGAUUUUGCAAGGUUCGAGUAUGAUACAGCAGAGCGUGCAAGCAAUGAUAAAUGCACUACAACGCGCGAUAUCAGUUUUUUUACUAUUAUCUAUACAACUCCAUUAAAAUUAUUUUGCACAGAGAAUAGCUCAAUAUUGGAUGAGACUGCCGAGAUUUCGAGUCCUAAAUUUAGUGGUACGAACGGUGAGGAAUACGAAAGGGUGUGCCAAAAGAUCGAGAGACUUUUUCACGAGGCUUUGCGCAAAGUCAAGGCGAACUCGGACAAGAUCUUCUCUGUUCACGAAUCCACGUGGAACGAUGAUAUGAUCGUAUUUCAUACUGAAAUGAGGGACUUAGAGAUAAUGAUCGAAAACUUAAUAGCCACCGUCUUUAGGGGCGUUAAUAACGUUCAAGAGGGGAUAGAAGACUUACAGAGCUUCUACAAUUACUUGAAUCGCGAGAAUUUAAAGUCGCUGUUUGACAACAAGAAUGCAUACGUAAGAAUAAAUUACCAAUGGACACGAAUUGUUUCCAACAAAAAUUAUUAUCAAUUUUAUUUAGAACAGUUUUUUUAUUUUGCUUUGAGACAUAAGAUUAAGUGGCUAAAAAUUGUAUUUACUGGCAUAUCAAUAUUUUCCGCUCAGAUAUGGCAGAUCUUCGCCGACGAUAUUCAACGGACAAAACAGGAGGUUCUGAACGAGAGAGAAGAGUACUCGUCGAUUACUCCAUACUACGCCGGCCGAGCGUUGAAUCUUCGUUUGAAAGGUGACCGUCUGUUAUCGACGCGGAAGAUGCUGGAGGAGGCCGCGUGGAUGCCGUAUUGCGGCAAGAGCCAGAAGGUCUAUCAUCAGCAAGACAUCGUGAUCAGCUCGAUCGAGGACUCCGUGAGGGAUCUAUACACGAAAUGGUUGCACGAGGUCGGCGAAAACCUGCGCGCACGACUCGAUCGUUUCCUGAUGCGGCGGAGCGAUAGCAAAUCCGGCCUGCUCGAGUGCAAUAUCGACCCUAAUAUCUUGAAUCUCUGCCGCGAGUGUUCCCAUUGGAUCAGCCUGAGAUUCAACAUACCCGUGCACGUACAACUGAUAUGCGACAAGUGGGACGCAUUGCACUUCAUACACGAAAGUGUCCUCGCCGUCACGCUGGCGUACAACAAGAUUGUCGAAGGUCCGUUCCCCGUGUUUGCCAAAUUAAAAAAAAUAGAAAUGAUGAUUCGGAAGAUUCUUCAAAAUAAUUCGGAGAAAUUAUGUCCGUCGAGGAAUUCUCACAACUCAUUGUCAUUUCUCCCGCGAACUCUAGCACGUGUUACAACGUUGCGUUUCGUAAUUUAUAAUAUUAGGUCGGUGCAUAAGUUCUUGCCGAUUUUGCAAUUUUUCUUUAUUGAAAUGAAACAAUCGAUACAGUAUAAAUCAAUCAAAGUAUCUUCCAUCAUUUUCUACUUAUUCUCAUUUCUCCGGCAGCAUGCGAGUAUCACGUCGAAAGAAGAAGUCAUCUUUCGAGGCGAUUUAUUCAUCAAUUCAACAAGAAUUUUAAUGCUUCUCGCGCGCGAUGCGAGCGAUGUUCUUCCUAUUUGCAGUCACACGCGACGAUCCCGCGUGGAUAUAUUCUUGCAACGUAGCGAGAACUUGUAUUUUUCAGCAUUGUCACUGGUGGAACGUGCGCUGUUUCGCGAAUUAAUUCGGCAGCUCGACCGAAAGAUCAAUCCCGGCUUAACCAAGCUGACGUGGAGCACGGAUUACGUUGACGCAUACAUCGAGGAUUGUUUCAACGAGACGGCCAAUGUACGCCUAGACUCUCUUACCUCGGCGGCACGUGCGAAGUCCUUCCAGGAGUUCAUCGACGCUUACAAGAACUCGAACGCCGAGAUCGUAAGAAUCUGCGAGAGCAUAUGCGACACUCCUAUGAUCAAGAUACGAGUUAAUUACACGUACACACUGCCCGUGCUGGAGGAGGAGAUGCUGCACAGUCGAACGGAGUGGAAAGAUUAUUUAAUGAGGAUCGACGCGGUAAUCGAGGAAGCUAUGAGGUUGUGUUUGAGGAGUUCUUUGACCAUCAUGUAUGAAGCCCUUCAUGGCACCGGCGCGACAGGACCGUCACCUCUUGUAUCAAUACAAGCGGAUAUUAUCGAUAACAAAAUAAAGUUCGUGCCAAAUCUUUUGGAGAUUGCUACGAUGAUAGGAAAUAUCUCCAACGGUUUACUGAAACCUUUCAAAGACGUCACGCGGUUAAUCAAGAAGUUUAAAAUGCGAGAUAAGAGCUUCCCUUUUUUACAAUUGUAUAAGGAGGACACCGAGCUGAUUGAACUCCAACAGAAACUCAAUAACGAAGUAAGCUACUGUUUCGUUCAAAUACAAAGCUACCUCAAGACGUGGGAGCCUUUCAAAGAUAUAUGGGAGGUGAAUAAAGAUCUGUACAUUCAAAGAUUCGAAAAGCUGAAACCGACUGCGGCAUCUUUCGACGCGGAUAUAACCAAGUACCUCGAUGUGGUGGAUAACGUGCAACUGCAGGAAACGAUGACGACAGUGCAUUUUCUCAGUAUAAAUUCUGAUGGAUUGAAAGCCACCAUCAUCGAACACUGUUCAAUCUGGCAUCAGAAACUCACCACACUUUUGCUGCGCAUGACCGACGCGAUGAUCGACCACGUUUAUCAUUACGUCGCUGAAAAUUCCACAAAAAUAACGAAGGAACCAACGGAUCUCAUCAGCAUGCAAUCCGCGCUGCGAUUGUUCGAGAGGCUCACCGCCGAGAUUCCGAAAGAGGAAGAAGAGUUCCCCAAGAUCCAGGAGCAGUACCAAACUUUGGAGAAAUACGAGGUGCCGCUGACUUUCGAGUUCAAGAGGAAAUUAAAAGACAUCGAGCGCUCCUGGGCGGCUUACUUGGAGUUACUUGCCACGUGCGAAGUUACUCUGUCCGAAAAAAAGGAAGAGUUUAAGCAAAUAUUGCUCACCGACGCAACAAUGUUCAAAGAAGACGCAUCUUCACUAGUGCGCAGAUUUAACGAUACCGGUCCCUUCACAUCAGACUGGAAUUCAAAGGAAUUAUUAUCACAGUAUUGUAUUACCUUUGUCGCAGACGCUUUGAACUGGUUGGCCGUUUUCUGGAAGGAGAUCCAGUCUCUGCGAGACAGAGAAGGUCUGUUAAAAUCGCAGCUAACGAUUUUUGGCAUAAAUUACCCCGACUCCCGAGAGCUCGCGGAACUCGAGAAGGACGUGGCCGUGAUUGAAUUGGUCUGGCAAUUGACGGACGAAUGGAACGGCGCCUGGGAGCGCUACAAAACCGGAAAUUUCUGGACGAUAGAAAUCGAGGAGAUGGACACGACCGCUAAUCUCCUCCUCCGGAAACUCACGAAGCUCAGCAGGGAGCUCAAAGAAAAGAAUUGGGAGAUCGUCGAGAAUACCAGGUCAAGAGUCGACAAGUUCCGACGUACCUUGCCGCUCAUCACGGAUCUGAAGAAUCCGGCGAUGAGACCGAGGCAUUGGAAGCGAGUGAAGGACGCGAUGAAUCUAGACUUCGACGAGAUGUCGGAAGACUUCACCUUGGACGCGAUGGCCAGAAUGCAGAUGCAUAAGUUCGCGCAGGAGAUUAACGAAAUCUCGAACGCGGCCACGAUGGAGCUCGCCAUCGAAGUUGGACUCCAACGCAUCAAGGAUACCUGGGAAAAAAUGCCGAUUACGAUGAUUCCGUACAAAGGUAGAGGGAUAUACCGACUGAAGGCUGUAGACGACGUGAUGCAAACGUUGGAGGACCAUCAGGUGCAACUGUCAUCAAUGAAGGCGACGAGGUUCGUCGAGCCGUUCGCGCAGGAAGUUGACUAUUGGGAGAGGACACUGUCGAUGGUCGGUGAAGUUCUGGAGAUGGUACUGGUGGUACAGAGGGAAUACACGUAUCUGGAUAACAUAUUCAGCACCGAGGACAUUAUAAAACAACUUCCAAUGGAGACGGACGAUUUUGAUAAAAUAACAAGCGAGUUGAUCGAGCUCACGUCCAGAAUGGCUUCCCAUGCUUUGGCAUUGCCAGCCACUCUAAGUCCACCUGGCUUGCUGGAAGUCCUGAACAAACUCAAUGACAAGUUGGAGGCGUUGCAGCAGGCGCUCGAGCAAUACCUGGAGACCAAGAGACGCGUAUUUCCAAGAUUAUACUUCGUCUCGAACGACGAUUUAUUGGAGAUCCUCGCGCACUCGAAACGGCCGGAUCUCAUGCAGCCGCACAUCAGGAAGCUCUUUGUGAACAUCAAGUCCUUGAAGCUCGCCAAGGUUGGGAAGAAUGUGGCUGACGGCAUGUACUCCAACGAAGGAGAAUACGUCGAGUUUGUCUUGCCGGUUCUCUUGGAGGGUCAAGUCGAACACUGGCUGUGCGAUAUCGAGGCCGCGAUGAGAGUGACCCUGCGCGAAGUGUUGAAGCAGUGCCGGACAGCGCUGCGAAAAAUGCUCGCGGUACGCGACAGGUGGGUGAAAGAGUGGCCGGGUCAGCCGAGCAUUACGUCCACUCAAAUCCAAUGGACGAGCGACUGCACGCGGACCCUGACGCACUGCAAGAUGGCGGACUCGAAGAGGCCGUUGCGAAAGCUGAGGAGGAAGCAGGAUCAGGCACUAGACAAAUACUCGAAGGCUAUACAGAGAGACUUGAAUAAGCUGGGUCGGCUGAAGCUCAAGGCCAUCAUCGUGAUCGAGAUACACGCGAGGGAUGUGAUCGAGAAACUGUACAGAAUGAAUUGCAGAGACGAGAACGCUUUCGAGUGGCUGUCGCAGUUGAGAUUUUAUUGGGACAAGGACAUCGACGAUUGUACCGUCCACCAGACGAACACCCGUUUCGUGUACGGUUACGAGUACCUAGGCAACACCGGAAGACUCGUGAUCACCCCGCUGACGGAUCGAUGUUAUAUCACGUUGACAACUGCUCUUCAUUUAUACUGCGGUGGCAGCCCGAAAGGACCGGCGGGUACCGGAAAAACCGAAACGGUGAAGGACCUAGGGAAAGCGCUCGGUUUCAACGUGAUCGUACAGAAUUGCUCGGAAGGGUUGGACUACAAAAGUGUAGGAAGACUAUUUUCUGGACUGGCGCAAAGCGGCGCCUGGGGAUGCUUCGACGAAUUCAAUCGAAUUAACGUCGAGGUGUUAUCAGUAGUGGCGCAACAGAUACUAUCGAUACUGACCGCUCUCUCUCAGAGACUUACGAGAUUCAUUUUCGACGGCGGCGAGAUAGCCCUGGUACACACCUGCGGCAUCUUCAUCACAAUGAAUCCCGGUUACGCCGGACGUACCGAACUUCCAGACAAUUUAAAGUCCAUGUUCCGGCCAAUCUCGAUGAUGGUGCCGGACAGCAGCAUGAUCGCUGAGAUUAACUUGUUUGGCGAGGGAUUUCAAAAUACGCGCGUACUGGCCAAGAAGAUCUUCACUUUGUACUCUCUCGCCCAGCAGCAGCUUAGUAAGCAAUAUCAUUAUGACUUCGGUUUGCGUGGUAUAGUAACACUGACCCGCUACGCCGGGAAGAAGAAAAGGCUGCAUCCGAAUUUACCCGACGAGAAGAUAAUUAUUCUCGCCAUGAAAGAUAUGAACGUCGCCAAACUUACCUCGGACGACCUACCGCUAUUCCUCGAUAUCACCACGGAUCUUUUCCCCAACAUAGACGUACCGACCGUGGAUUACGAGGAAAUUAUCAGUUAUAUAACGAAGGAGGCAAUCAAGCUGAAGCUGCAGCCAAUCUCGAUGCUAGUGACGAAAGUCAUCGAGCUGCACGAGACCAAGGGCUCGCGCCACUCAACGAUGCUCGUCGGCACGUCGAACACCGCGAAAACCACAACGUGGAAGAUUCUGCAGAACACGAUGACGACAAUGAAGAGCGAUGGCAAGCCGGGCUUUAACAUCGUUCACGUACAUCCCAUUAAUCCUAAGGCACUGAGUCUCGGUGAACUCUACGGCGAGUACAAUCUUUCCACCGGCGAAUGGCUCGACGGGGUGAUAUCGUCCAUCAUGCGGAAAACUUGUUCCGAGGAUACCGUCGACGAAAAGUGGAUCCUCUUUGACGGACCUGUGGACGCUGAUUGGAUUGAGAACAUGAACAGUGUCAUGGACGACAACAAGGUACUCACCCUGAUAAAUAACGAUCGCGUAGUUAUGCCCGAUCAAGUGUCGCUGCUGUUCGAGGUACAAGAUCUGGCAGUCGCCUCGCCCGCGACCGUCUCCAGAGCGGGAAUGGUUUAUCUCGAUUAUAAGAAUCUCGGUUGGCGUCCGUACGUCGACUCAUGGUUGCGAAAGUACGACGCGAAGCCAGAAUUCGCCAAAGAGAUGAAUCAGCUGUUCGAGAGCCACGUAAACGCCACGCUGGAAUUCAAGAGACGAAACUGCGAGGAGCUCGUGCCGAUCCUCGAGCUGAACGCCGUUCAGUCGCUCUGCAAGCUCCUCGAGGUAUUCGCGACCCCGCAAAACGGCGUGGAAUUGGGCGAGGACCGUGACACUUUUUCCAUCAUCUGCAAAAUGUGGUUUUUCUUCUGCAUGAUAUGGUCGCUGUGCGCCGCAGUCAACGAGGAGGGUCGUCAGAAAAUGGAUAAUUUCAUAAGGGAGAUCGAGAGUUCCUUUCCGUUACGGGACACGGUGUACGAGUACUAUGUAGACUCGCGUUUGCGUACGUUUAUUUCCUGGGAGGAGAAGUUGUUACACGCGUGGAAACCUCAGCCCGGUCUACCAUUCCACAAGAUAAUAGUACCUACCGUAGACACGAUACGGUACGAUUACGUCGUAAGUUCCCUCCUGUCGAAUGGCUUUCCGGUGCUCGUAGUGGGCCCAGUGGGCACUGGAAAAACGUCCACCAUCCAUUCGAUACUCGAGCUUCUGAACGACACGAAGUACGUAAUUCUGCUUGUAAACAUGUCGGCGCAAACUACAUCGAAUAACGUGCAGGACGCGAUAGAAAGCAGACUGGAGAAACGAACGAAGGGCGUUUACAUUCCCACGGCUGGCAAGACUAUGAUCGCCUUCCUGGACGAUUUUAAUAUGCCCAUGAAGGAGACUUAUGGCUCGCAACCGCCGCUGGAGCUGAUUCGUCAGUGGAUCGAUUACGGAUUUUGGUACGAUCGCCAGAAGCAAACCAGGAGAUAUAUUCAAAGGAUACAAUUGAUCGCAGCGAUGGGACCGCCUGGCGGAGGCCGCAAUGUCAUCACGGAUCGAUUGCUCACGAGGUUCAACGUCAUCAACAUGGCUUUUCCAACGGAGAAACAAAUUAUACGGAUCUACGGCACGAUGCUGAACCAACAGCUCGCCGAAUUUCAUGCCGAGGUGAAAGGGAUAGCUCACGAGAUAACACUUGCCUCGAUCGAUCUGUACGACAAUGUGAUUCAAAAGAUGCUUCCCACCCCAACGAAGAUGCACUACCUAUUCAACCUGAGGGACAUUUCAAAGGUCUUCCAAGGGCUGCUGCGCAGCCAUAAGGACUAUCAAUAUUCGAGGCAGACCUUCCUACGAUUGUGGGUUCAUGAGAGUUUCCGAGUUUUCUGCGAUCGGCUUAUUGACGAGAAGGACAGAGAGUGGUUCGUGACUCAGCUGAACGAUCAGCUCGGCAGGCACUUUGAAUUGACCUUCCAUAACAUCUGUCCGGAAAAGAGAUGCCCCCUUUUCGGUGGUUUUAUGAAUGCCUGGAACAUAUACGAAGAUCUGCCGGAUAUCGGCGCCGUAAGGCGCCACGUGGAAGGACAGAUGGAUGAGUAUAAUGUUUCUCCUGGCGUGGUGCGCCUCGAUCUCAUCCUGUUCCGCGAUGCGAUCGAACAUGUAUGUCGCAUCGUUCGCGUAAUAUCGCAGCCUCGCGGUAAUGUACUUCUGGUCGGAAUUGGCGGUAGCGGCAGACAAUCGCUCGCGCGUAUCGGCAGUUACAUGUGCGAACUGUCCACCUAUCAAAUCACCGUUACGAAGCAAUAUAGGGUAGCGGAAUUUCGCGAGGAUCUCAAGACCCUGUACUCGAUAGUCGGGGUGGAGAACAAACCGACCAGUUUCCUCUUCAACGAUACUCAAGUGGUGGAAGAGCAGUUCCUAGAGAUUGUCAACAAUAUGCUGAGCACCGGCGAAGUGGCUAAUCUCUACAAGAGCGACGAAAUGGAGGACAUUAAAAAUCGACUAUCCAGAGAAGUAACAAGGGCUGGAAGGAUACCAACGACCGAGACGGUAUACUCCUUCCUGAUCGAGAGGGCGCGUGCCAAUAUGCAUUUGAUCCUGUGCAUGAGUCCGAUCGGCGAUGCCUUCAGGAACAGAUUACGGCAGUACCCUUCCCUGAUCAAUUGCACGACCAUCGAUUGGUUCUUGGAAUGGCCAAGGGAAGCUCUACUCGAAGUUGGCAACAAGUUCCUCAUGAAUCUCAAUCUGACGCUCACUAUCACCGGCGAAAAUAAAGUGGAACCGCGGCAAUCCGCGACGGCUAUCCCAUUGCCGCCGUUGCAGGACCGAAUGCGCGAUGGAAUUGCAGCAUCAUUCUCUUUGAUCCACGACACGGUGUCCCAGUUCUCUCGCAGAAUGGCCGUUGAAAUGAAGCGUUACAAUUACGUGACUCCUGUGAAUUUCAUCGAGCUCGUAGCCGGUUAUAAAAAGAUGUUGGCGGAGAAAAGACAAGAUUUAGCAGAUCAGGCGAACAAACUCCGCGGCGGUCUCUCGAAGAUCGACGAUACCCGGGUGAAAGUUAAAGAAAUGGCGGCGGAGCUCGAAGUCACUCAGGAGCAAGUUCAUAAAUCUACGCUGGAGUGCGAAGAAUUCCUCGUAACGAUAGUAAACCAACAACGCGACGCCGAUGACACGCAGAAGCUGGUCACCGCCAAAUCGCAUCGCAUUGCCGAGGAGCAGAAGGAGUGCAAGAAACUCGAAGAACUCGCGCGAGCUGAUCUGGCGACCGUCGAACCCGCCCUGAACGAGGCCAUGAAGGCGCUGGAGACUCUGAGCAAGAAGGACUUGGCUGAAAUAAAAUCUUUCCCACAUCCGCCGCCGAAGGUUGAGAUGGUGAUGGAAGCUGUGAUGAUCCUGAAGAACUCGGAGCCCACGUGGGCGGAAGCGAAGCGCCAACUUAGCGACGUAAACUUCAUUAAUACGCUCCGGGACUUCGACAAAGAUCAUAUAUCGGACCGAGUUCUACGAACAAUAGCCAAGUACACAUCCAAUCCCGAAUUCGAUCCUAUAAAGGUCGGCAUGGUAUCUGUCGCCGCUAAGUCACUUUGCAUGUGGGCGAUAGCCAUGGAACAGUACGGCAAGCUAUAUCGGAUCGUGGCGCCGAAACGGGAAAAACUGCAGGUCGCAUUGGCGUCACUGAAGCAGAAGGAAAUGGCUUUAGAGCAGACGAUGCAGCAGCUGCAGAACUUGCGCGAGCAGCUCGAGAAGUUACAGCGGAUGUACGACGCGAGAAUGAAAGAAAAGGAGGAUUUGAUUAGGCUGGCUGAAUUAUUAAAGCUGAAAUUGAAGCGUGCAGCGAUGCUGGUGGAGAGUCUUUCCGAGGAACGAAUUCGAUGGGAGAAUACAGUGGCAUCAUUAACCGAGUCUUUCGAGUGGCUACCAGGUGAUUGCUUGAUAUCCACCGGCUUCGUGUCGUAUCUGGGUCCGUUUGUGUCCAAUUACAGACAAGAAUUGAUAAGUAUUUGGUCCAAGGAGGUGCGAGUUCGGGAAAUACCGACAUCGCCAGAUCUAGAUGUGAAGGAAUUCCUAGCUGAUCCCUCGACAAUCAGGGAUUGGACCAUUCAGGGAUUACCACCCGACGGAUUUAGCACGGAAAACGGCAUAAUAGUGACGUGGACAACACGUUGGCCCCUCGUAAUCGAUCCACAAUAUCAAGCGGCGAAGUGGAUCAAAAAUAUGGAAGCGAAAAAUUCACUGAAAGUAAUCGACUUUGGUCAAGCGGACUUUAUGAGAGUUCUGGAACAAGCAAUUCAGUUCGGAAACCCAGUACUGCUCGAAAAUAUCGGAGAGACUCUCGAUCCGGGCUUGAACCCAAUUCUCCAAAAGGCUUUUAUUAAAUCAGGUGAUCAAUUAAUCAUCAAAUGUAACGACAAGUUAAUCACUUAUAAUGCACGAUUUCGGCUGUUUAUGACGACGAAACUUUCGAAUCCCCACUAUGCUCCGGAGGUAUUAACUAAAACGACGUUAUGCAACUUCGCCAUCAAGGAGGAAGGGCUGGAAGCCCAGCUCCUGGCGAUCGUGGUCAGGAAGGAGAAGCCGCAACUUGAGGAAGAGAAGGACAAUCUAGUGCUCACGAUUGCAUCCGAUAAACGGACUCUCAAAGAAUUAGAAGAUAAAAUACUUUAUCUACUCGGCACGGCGGGGGAAACUCUUUUGGACGACCCAGACCUGCUGAAUACCCUGCAAACAUCAAAGGCAACAUCUAUCUCUAUCCAGAAAUCACUGGUUGUUAGCGAACAGACGGAAAAAGAGAUAGACCUAGCGAGAGAAGGAUAUCGACCGUGCUCGAAACGCGCCUCAAUCCUCUUUUUCGUCUUGAACGACAUGAGCGUUAUCGAUCCCAUGUAUCAGUUCUCCCUGGAUGCAUAUAACACGCUGUUUAUGCUCUCCAUCGACAAGAGUCCCAAAACAACCACGUUCUCCGAGAGGAUCAACAGAUUGAACGAGUACCAUACAUACGCGGUUUACAGGAACACGUGCCGAGGUCUGUUCGAGCAGCACAAGCUACUCUUCUCUUUCCACAUGUGCGUCAAGAUAUUGGAUGCGCAGGGUAAGAUCAUCCCGGGCGAAUACGCGUUUCUGCUCCGUGGCGGUAUCGUGCUGGACCGAGAGAAUCAGCCGGACAAACCCGUGCCGUGGCUGCCGGAUGAAACUUGGGACAACGUCACGGAACUCGACAAGCUGCCCGGAUUUCACGGAGUCGCUUCUUCUUUCGAGCAGCUCCCACGAGAUUGGCUCAAUUGGUACAUCAGCGCGGAGCCGGAAGUUGCGCCACUAGUAGGCGAGUGGGAGGAAGGAUGCACCGAGUUCCAGAAAAUGUUAUUCAUCCGCAGCUGUCGACCUGACAGAAUAUCUUUCUGCAUCACGACCUACAUCGUGCGCAAUCUCAGCCAGAGUUUCGUGGAACCUCCUGUACUUGACCUAAAAGCGGCGUUGGAUGAUUCCGUACCGCAGACACCAUUGAUAUUCGUCCUUUCCCCCGGAGCGGAUCCUACCAGUGUACUCGUGCAGUUAGCUGACAGCCAAGACAUGACUGCUCGGUUCAUGAUGCUGUCGCUAGGCCAAGGGCAAGCGCCUAUCGCCACGAGCAUGAUAGAGAUCGGUGCUAGAGAAGGAUCUUGGAUAUUCCUCGCGAAUUGCCAUCUCUCGCUGAGUUGGAUGCCCAAGUUAGAUAAGAUCGUGGAAACGCUUGGCUCCAACCGAACUUUACAUCCGAGAUUUAGAUUGUGGCUCAGCUCGAGUCCGACUCCGCAGUUUCCCAUAUCGAUCCUCCAAGCCGGGAUAAAGAUGACUACCAAGCCGCCAAAAGGAUUAAAAGCCAACAUGAAGCGCCUUUACGGUCUAAUCACCGAGACGCAGUUCGACUUGUGCCAAGAAAAGUCUAAACAUAAAAAGCUGCUAUUCACAUUGGUCUUCUUCCACUCUAUUCUUCUGGAGCGGAAGAAGUUCCGACAGCUCGGUUGGAACGUUGUCUACAGCUUCAACGAUUCGGACUUUGAGGUCUCCGAGAAUCUGCUGCGAAUUUACCUGGACGAAUAUCCAGACACACCGUGGGAAUCUUUGAAAUAUCUCAUAGCAGGUGUUUGCUAUGGUGGUCACGUGACCGACGACUGGGACCGCCGGUUGUUGAUGACGUACGUCCAGCAAUAUUUCACGGACGACGUCCUGACUAUUCCCCAUUAUCGUUUGUCAUCACUGGCCACCUAUUACGUGCCACGCGAUGGCUCCUUGGAGUCCUACCGCGACUUUAUCGCGAUUCUGCCGAACGUUGACAGGCCGGAGGCGUUCGGCCAACAUCCGAACGCGGAUAUCGCUUGCCUGAUAACGGAGGCCAGGAACAUGUUCGAGACUCUGAUGAGCCUACAGGUGCAGAUGAUCAGUACCGAGAAGUACGAGGACAAGGAGGCUAAGGUAAUGCGACUCGCGGGCGACGUUCUCUCGAAAGUCCCGGAAACGAUUGAUUACGAGACGACGGAGAAGCUGAUAGGACCGCACAGGACGCCGCUCGACAUGGUGCUGCUCCAGGAGAUCGGCCGAUACAACGCGUUGUUGACGAGAACUCGCGACAGUCUCGAGGAACUCCGGCGCGGAAUUACGGGGCUGGUGCUGAUGUCGCGGGAGCUGGAAGAAGUCUUCACGUGCAUAUACGAGGGCAGAGUGCCGUCGUUAUGGCUGACCGCGUAUCCGUCUUUGAAACUACUCGGCGCUUGGACGAGGGAUCUAAUCAGUCGAGUCGAGCACUUCGCCAAUUGGGCUCGAACCACUCAUCCGCCGUUGCUCUUCUGGCUAGCUGCGUAUACAUUUCCGAGCGGAUUCCUUACUGCGGUGCUACAAACUUCGGCGAGGCGGUGGAACGUAUCUAUCGAUUCGUUGUCAUGGGAGUUUACUGUCUUCUCCACGGACGAGUCUGCCAUAAUCGAGCCGCCUGUGGACGGUGUAUAUGUACGCUCGAUUUUUCUGGAGGGUGCUGGCUGGAAUAAAGAGAACAGCAUGCUAAUCGAACCUGCCCCCAUGCAGCUUAUAUGCGACAUGCCGGUGAUACAUUUUCAACCUGUCGAGCAUAAGAAAAGAUUCAAAGACAUCUACAACUGUCCUUGUUACUAUUAUCCUAAGAGGUGUGGCGACCAAAUGCAAUCUGCGUUCGUGGUCGCUGUAGAUCUCAAAGCUGGACCACAAGGUUCGGAUUUCUGGGUGAAACGAGGCACCGCGCUUUUGCUGAGUCUGGCAUAAGCAGUGUUUUAAAUAAACUUUAAAAUAAACAGUUAGCUGAUUUAUUAAACUUCAGUUUAGUUUUAGCAGUAACAUGUUUAGCAGUUCUUGCUUAAAAUGAUUUAGUCAUCACAUUUUUUCAUAUCUUUCUAUAUUUUGUUAUUUAUUUUUUAUGAUUAAUAAAAUUUAAAUAUAUAUGUGUGUGUAGAGGAAUACGGAUAUGAAAUUUAUAGAAAUAUUCGCGAUUGCGUAUAAGAUAAUGUAUAGAGAGACAUGUUUUAUGGUUUAUAUUAUUUAUUAUGUAAAAAAGUUAAUUACUGUAUUACUAUAAUAAUAAAAUUAAUUACGAUAAUAAUAAAUUUUUCUAUCUGUACAAGCUUUGGUUUCAACAAUAAAUAAAGGAUCAGUAUUAGUAAGAUAACACCAUCUCUUGUGAUUCAGUUGCACACUAGGCUGUAUUAUUUAACUAUAGUUGUAUUCACACGCGAUAA
This is a messenger RNA of Ooceraea biroi (clonal raider ant), 15077 nucleotides long. It is a transcript of the gene kl-2, whose product is annotated as dynein heavy chain 2, axonemal kl-2. Gene Ontology annotation, biological process: microtubule-based movement. The record is from RefSeq and is a predicted model, not a curated record. Lineage: Eukaryota; Metazoa; Arthropoda; Insecta; Hymenoptera; Formicidae. Gene Ontology annotation, cellular component: dynein complex. Gene Ontology annotation, molecular function: ATP hydrolysis activity; ATP binding; dynein intermediate chain binding.